Pocillopora verrucosa is the source of this 1074-nucleotide messenger RNA. The record is from RefSeq and is a predicted model, not a curated record. NCBI's taxonomy places the organism in Eukaryota, Metazoa, Cnidaria, Anthozoa, Scleractinia, Pocilloporidae.
UUAUAAUCACACGCCUUACAAGGCUUAUUUACAAAGCAGGAAAACCGCGUUUUGAUGUGAAACGCAGCCCAUUGCUACUUAAUCCGGAAAGUUGAUUGCAUUCAAUUCACGAAGACAAUUCAACAAAGUGCAGCUAAAAUGGUUUUUAAGCGUACGAUCCUUUUUUUGGCUCUGGGUUUAUCUUUCUGCCAGACGGAAUCAAAAUACCUUCUCCAUCCGAAGUUCAGAGGAAUGAUUAUGGAGAACAGUUUUGACGAGGCAUCAGGUCGGUGUCAAUAUUUGGACCACCGCUAUGAUGAAGGACAAGUCAUGGUUCCAGAUGACAAAUGCAACUAUCAGUGCACCUGUUACGUGUCUGAAUACUUUGUCGGAUUUCUGUGCGAGCCAUUGUGUCAUAGAUACAUUGACUACGUUGACUGCAUGCCAGGAUAUGAGAUGAAAAGUCGCAGGGUACCUGCCGGGCCUUCAGAGUUUGGAUGCGAGUGCAAAGUGUUAGAGUGUGUUCCAUCCUUCGAUAUCGAGUCAUUUCUCAACUCUCGAAAAUUACAAGGGAUGUAACUCUCUCAUGUGCAAGAGUGUAAUUUUGACAUUGGUAAACCCUAAGCAACCGAAGAAAGAAACGUUUUUGUAUCCCCAUUUAUCGAUAAGGAACUAGUUAUAUCUAAAAAAAAAAAAAAACUAAUGACUCCCCCCUAUUGACAGUCAUUUCUCUAUGAUCCCUCCUUUAUACUCUGUUAGCGACGACUGAUGCCCCCCACCGUUCCCCUCUGACAAACAUGUAAUCUCCCAACCCCCCCCCCCUUAGGGACCGAGUAGUGACUGGUUCCUUACCCAAAAGACUAUCAACUUUCUCUAUUUACUGUUUAGACGAGUGCUAAAUGAAUCUGUGUGAAUCUGUGUGGAACAACAGUGUAAGCGUUAACGCCACUUUGACUUUUAUUAAACGUUUUUGCUUCGUUUCUAGUUUCUAUUUUUCUCAGGUUGCUUCUAGUUUAUCUCUACAAUCCACCCGGUGGUUCUACGUCACAUUGCUCUGAAAAAAAAAAACCAGUGAUAACAACGGCAAAGGUUAAC